Trypanosoma conorhini is the source of this 936-nucleotide messenger RNA. RefSeq names its product proteasome beta 5 subunit. Gene Ontology annotation, cellular component: proteasome core complex. The transcript has a single exon. Lineage: Eukaryota; Euglenozoa; Kinetoplastea; Trypanosomatida; Trypanosomatidae. The record is from RefSeq and is a predicted model, not a curated record. The coding region runs from base 1 to 936 and encodes 311 amino acids. Gene Ontology annotation, molecular function: threonine-type endopeptidase activity.
AUGCUCGCCGAUUUUGAGAGUGUUUUGCGCACCGACUUCUCGCUCGAUGACUGCCCUCGCAUUGGGCCCUUCGCUUGGCAGAAUGUGCCUGGCUUGGAUGUGUCAGAGGAGGGAGAUGAGUGGGGUGCGCCGACGCUCACCUCGUAUAGUUUCCUCGGAGCCGGCCCAAAGUGCAAGGACGACUUCAGUGUUAUCCCCGCAACGGGAGAAAGGCUGACGGAGGAUCCACUCAGCACCGGCAAUCGUCUUCAGACCGACAUGCGCACGUGGAGGCUCAUGAAGCCUUGCCCAGUCCCGCGCAGUAUUCCGAAGCUGGAUAUGAAGAAGGGCACCACAACACUGGGAUUUCAUUUUGAUGGCGGCAUCAUCAUUGCCGUGGAUUCCCGCGCCUCGUCAGGACAGUACAUCUCCUCCCAAACCGUCAUGAAGGUACUGGAGAUCAACGAGUAUCUUCUGGGAACAAUGGCAGGAGGGGCGGCGGAUUGCCAAUAUUGGGAACGUGUAUUAGGUAUGGAGUGCCGUUUGUGGGAGCUACGAAAUAACUGCCGCAUCUCAGUAGCAGCCGCAAGCAAAAUACUGUCCAAUAUUACGUAUUCAUACCGCAACAGUGGGCUCUCCAUGGGCACCAUGGUGGCUGGUUGGGACCAAUUUGGACCCUCUCUGUACUAUGUGGAUGAUAAAGGCACACGUGUGAAGCAUGAACUGUUCAGUGUGGGCUCAGGCUCCAUCUAUGCGUAUGGUGUCCUUGAUCAGGGGUACCGCAAGGAUCUCACUGUUGAGCAAGCGUGCGACCUUGCACGUCGUUCCAUUUUCCACGCAACUUGCAGAGAUGGCGCCUCAGGCGGUAUUGUUACCGUCUAUCACGUGCACCAGGGUGGAUGGACGCAGAUUUCACGUGACGAUCAGACCAAACUAUAUGACCGCUAUGUGAACUAA